GUCAUCGAGUCAAUGACGUCAUGAAUUGAACAUCUUCAAAGCAUACGGAGUUGACUGUGGAGCUCCUACCUCUGAAUGUCAAUUGAUGACGUCACAUGUCCAUGGCUAAUUCACUAUUCCCGCCAAAUGACGAUUGUGCCACAUGCGGUUACUGUCUCUCGUUUGUUUUGUAUCGGGCGUCUCUCUCUGCUUCACUGAUACUCGAAGACCACUGAUGAAUUUGUUUGGACCUACUGACCAAUCAGCGAGACAUGAAACGCCACUCACACAGCAGCCGAGGAACAUGCGCAGUAAGAGAAGUGCGCAUCUUCAAGGCUUGGCAAACAAAGAUUGGGAGGUGUCAUGGACAUCGCCGACGCCUAAAGCUUCGGAUUCAUCAGACUCAUACGAUAUUGACGACUUUCAGGUCAUUAACCGCGAGGAGAUUCUCCGCGCCAAGCACCUCUACAUGAAGAACAUUUUGAUGUAUGUUGGAAUAACACUGGGUGCAGUAUUUCUAUUUGUCGUCAUAGCUUUCUGCUUUCUUGUAAAUCCUAAACAAUGCAUUAUCGCCUUCGGAACAGGAAGCCCAUGCUGUCUGAUUAUCUCCCCUUGUAUUUUGAAAUGUGUUGAAAAGUUCCUUGACCCUGGAAAAAUAGUUCAAGGUCAAAUGAACCGAUACGUGCCAGGCGUAGUUAUCGAUGAGAAGGGCAAGGUCGCAGAGACAUACGAGCCGACACCGGAGGAACUACAGGCGCUGCAGGAACUUGUUGAAGAGGUCAUGGACAUGGUGUAGGUCAAGGUCAUAGGGUGGCAUGACGCGUAGAUCAGAUUUAUAUUUAUGUACUUGAAAUGUAUCAAUCUAUACAAUCAUAAUGUGAAGGCCGUCCUAUUGAGGUCAGUCUCCAGUUUGCCGUUAUUCAUUUGUGCCUUUUAUGAAAGAAAUAUAAUAUCAGAACAUUUAAUUCUAUUUGACUGCCACUGUGUAUUGUUGUUUAAAAAGUGAUGCAUAUUUUGGACGUUUACCAUUUUUGUGAACCCCACGUGCAUUGUAUCUGACAAUCCAAGAAAUAAAACCAAGACAAAACUAGGAUUCAAACCACAAUUAUUA
Molecule: messenger RNA, 1090 nt
Organism: Haliotis rubra (blacklip abalone)
Lineage: Eukaryota; Metazoa; Mollusca; Gastropoda; Lepetellida; Haliotidae
Exons: 5
Coding region: 143-775 (210 amino acids)
Source: RefSeq, a predicted model, not a curated record